Molecule: messenger RNA, 1003 nt
Organism: Prunus persica (peach)
Lineage: Eukaryota; Viridiplantae; Streptophyta; Magnoliopsida; Rosales; Rosaceae
Product: cullin-associated NEDD8-dissociated protein 1-like
Exons: 3
Coding region: 487-987 (166 amino acids)
Biological process (GO): SCF complex assembly; protein ubiquitination
Cellular component (GO): nucleus
Source: RefSeq, a predicted model, not a curated record
GAACCCUAGUGUCUAUCUAAUACCCAUUUCCAGUGAUUCGGACUUGCAUAUGACGGCCCUCGCCCUGGAACUCUGCUGCACCUUGAUGGCAGACAGGUCAAGCCCGGUUGUUGGUUUGGCUGUUAGAAACAAACUUCUUCCGCAAGCACUAACGUUAAUUAAGAGCUCAUUGCUUCCGGAGCAAGCCCUUUUGGUAAUUUUAUCUAUCUAACUGGUUGUCUUGAUCUAGAAACUUUGCUUGAGAACAUUCUUUGUUGGAUACUGCCGGCUUUGCAAAACUUUUUUGCUUCCUUGGUGUAUUCUGCAAACACAAGUUUUGAUACCUUACUAGACUUUCUGCUAUCAAGUGCUAAACCAUCUCCCCAGUCAGGUGGGGUUGCAAAACAAGAUUUGUAUUCAAUAGCUCAAUGUGUGGUUGUCCUUUGCCUUGCUGCUGGUGAUCAGCAAUGUUCAUCUACCGAGACAUGCUAACUGAAAUUCUCAAAGAUGACAGCAGUACAAAAUUCAACUAAGCAGCACCUUGCUUUGCUGUGUCUCGGGGAGAUUGGAAGGAGGAAAGAUCUAAGCUCCCAUGACCAUAUAGAGAAUAUUGUCAUUGAGUCCUUUCAAUCUCCUUUUGAAGAGAUCAAAUCUGCAGCCUCCUACGCUCUUGGCAAUAUUGCUGUUGGUAACCUGCUCAAGUAUUUGCAUUUUAUUUUGGACCAGAUUGACAGUCAACAGAAAAAACAGUAUCUCUUGCUUCAUUCUCCGAAGGAGGUCAUAGCUAUAGAUAAAGCAGAGUUUCAGGAUUCGAGUGUUGAGAAGAAACUUAAUUUACUUUUUAAUCACUGUGAAAGCGAGGAAGAGGGUGUUCGCAAUGUAGCAGCUGAGUGUGUGGGUAAAAUUGCACUUAUUGAACCUGCAAAACUUGUUCCUGCACUUAAGGUAUUAUCUGGUCAAAUGACCCUGUGCCUUCUCCAUAAGAUUAUGAGUAAAGAGUAUUUUUAACUUUUAUUUUUAAGUA